AUGGUCUGCGCUCCAAGGUUGCAGACCUGGAUAGCGAGCUGCUCCAGCGAGACGCGGCCAUCGACAAUCUGCAAAGAACUCUGCGUGAGACACAAGACACUUUGCAAAAGGCGCUGCUUUCGCCACAGGAGGGCGGCUUGUGGAAGGACCGAUACCACGAGGCACAGAAGCAGAACGAGACUCGAGGGCGAGAGGUCAAAGAGCUUGGCUUAA
Symbiodinium sp. CCMP2592 is the source of this 213-nucleotide messenger RNA. Lineage: Eukaryota; Dinophyceae; Suessiales; Symbiodiniaceae. The record is from the annotation of a GenBank genome assembly.